GGCAGCUGUCUGGACAGUCCUGCGGACCGCCACGGAGCGUGCGGUAAUGCAUCGGAAGGCCACGACCCUCCGCGGCAGGGCGAGACCCGGGGGCCGCUCAGGGGACGCCAUACCCACCCCGGGGAACAGUACAGGCACGUGCACCCAAGUGCAGCCGCCCCCAAGGGGUACCCUCCAAGUCCUUCAUGGUGAUGGCACUGCUGUGGGAACUGUCAUCGUGUUCCGCUGCCCCACAGGCCACCAGAUGGUGGGAUCCAGCCUCCUAACCUGUGCCUGGAAGGAGAGUUUUGCUGCAUGGUCUUCAGGGACCCCUGUGUGCAAGUCUAUGAUAGCCCAUGAGACCUUCGGCUUCAAGGUGGCCAUCAUCGCCUCCAUCGUCAGCUGUGCCAUCAUCCUGCUCAUGUCCAUGGCCUUCCUCACCUGCUGCCUUUUGAAGUGCGUGAAUAGGAAUGAGCAGCGACGCCUGGACAGGACUGCCCAGCUAUGGCUCCAGCUCAGAGGCGAAGACUUGGAGACGGUGCAGGCUGCCUACCUGGGCCUCAAGGGCCUGAGUAACAAUAACGGCAGCGACUCCAGGAGCCAGCCCGGCCAGGCGCACGACAACCACAGCUUCACCACGUGGGCACGAGCCUGGGGGCAGUGGGGCUGUGGAGAUCUUGAGGGCACCCAAGAGCUGGCUGGUGUGGCACGUGGCAUGGAAAAGGACCUCUGGACCCCCAGCAGCCCUGCCUGCUCACCUUGGGCCCAGGUGAUGGUACACACAGCGAACCCAGGGCAGACCCUGCCUGCGCCCAGGCCCACCGUGGGAAUGCCCAGACAGCCCAUGACCCAUAUCCCAAGGUGAUCGAGACCCAGGCUAGAGCUACUUUUCACGCUAGGAGGACCAGGCCGACCCCACCAGCCGGCCACCUACAUCUCAAUACAUGUCCAGAUCAAAAUUGGUCAGUGAAGUCAGCUCCCAGGUUUAGGGAUCCCUCAGGGCACCAUCUUAACUCUGGAGCCUGGGGACCCCAACGGAGAGCAUCCUGUCCCUGGGGAGCCCAGCUGUAGCAGUUUUUAUAGACAAGCUUCCUUGAAACUACCUCUGAGGUUCACAACACAGCUGCAGCCCUCCCUCCAGCCAGGCGCUUUUAAAGAGACAGGACAUUUUAAGCACAUCUAGUUUUGCAUAGCAGAGGAAGAGGGCAGCUAACCUCAGCAAUCACAGGGAUGCGUUUUCCUCCACAGGGAGGGCUGCCUGUAAACAGGGACCCAGGUGGGUGCUGCAUCCGUUAUCUGUAAAGUUGUGGUGAGGGGUGUGAAAUAAACAAUUCUAA
This is a messenger RNA of Hipposideros armiger (great roundleaf bat), 1316 nucleotides long. RefSeq names its product sushi domain containing 3 (gene SUSD3). Gene Ontology annotation, cellular component: plasma membrane. The record is from RefSeq and is a predicted model, not a curated record. NCBI's taxonomy places the organism in Eukaryota, Metazoa, Chordata, Mammalia, Chiroptera, Hipposideridae. The transcript has 5 exons. The coding region runs from base 47 to 844 and encodes 265 amino acids.